Drosophila erecta is the source of this 1296-nucleotide messenger RNA. RefSeq names its product zinc finger protein 853. Gene Ontology annotation, molecular function: DNA-binding transcription activator activity, RNA polymerase II-specific; RNA polymerase II cis-regulatory region sequence-specific DNA binding; zinc ion binding. The transcript is spliced from 4 exons. Gene Ontology annotation, biological process: regulation of transcription by RNA polymerase II. The annotation marks the transcript as partial. Gene Ontology annotation, cellular component: nucleus. Lineage: Eukaryota; Metazoa; Arthropoda; Insecta; Diptera; Drosophilidae. The record is from RefSeq and is a predicted model, not a curated record.
UGGAACUGCAGCGUGAUAAACUAUCAAAUCCUUGAAAUGGAAAUGGCUUUGCAGUGCCAGCUGUGUGGCUUGUGCUUCUUUCAUCUGAAUCCCACGACCAUCUUUAGCCUGCGGGUUCUGGCCAAGAUCAAGGAUCUUUCUGGUCUAUGGUUAGAACAGGAUGAUCAACAGCCGCGCCACAUUUGUCCAACUUGUCUGAACGACUUGAAUACAUCCAUUAAGCUGAAAAGGCGCAUUCAACGAAUUCACAAUGGAGCAAUGCCGAGGCGGAUAUCUGGAAGUGAUCAGGGUCUAAAAAGCCCAGUAUCCGAUGUAGAACCAGAGGGGGAUUUAUGUGACUUCGGAUUCGAGGAAUGCUGUUCUGCUCCAUAUCUGGAGCAUCAAGAAGGACAACUAUCUUCGGAAAACUAUCUAAUUAACCCUGAAUUCACCCAUCGGAAAAAUCAGAUUUUCAGUGAUCAAGAAGCAGGGGAACACGAUGAUCAAGAUGAAGAAAAAAGACUACACAACCUAAUUGAUCAGGAAUCUCCCAAGAUUAAGCCUAAGAACCCUUUAAUUGAGGCUUAUUCGUUGCCAAAAGGAAAUGUACCUAAAAAAUUUGGUAUACAAAGCACAAGCAUGGGCAUAUUUAUUCAAAUUGGAAAGGAAAUAUGCCUACCUAAAACGGAUGCGCGUAUUGGGGUAGCAAGGCCUCCUAUAUCGGUUCCAGAAGACGAGGCAGCUGGGAAUAUAGUCCCUGCCAAAAGGAGAACCCGGAAAAUGCAAUCCCUGGAGUGCCCUGAGUGCAGAAUGGUCUUCAAGACUGCAUACAACCUCAAGAUCCACUUGGUGCGGCACACGGGCCAGAAGGACUUUCAAUGCGCAUUCUGCGACAGGCGGUUCGUCUCGAAGUAUCUGGGGCGGCUACACGAACGAGUGCGCCACAUGGGCGAACAGCCGUUCAGCUGCCAAUUCUGCUCGGAUACGUUUUUUACCAGCUCAGCUAAGUCCCGACAUGAGCGAAUGAGGCACAUCAGAGAUCAGAGCUACCAAUGCGACGAGUGCGGCAAGAGGUUCAAUACCAAGACCUGCUUAAAUAAGCACAAGUUCCUGCACACGGGUCUCAAGCCUUUCAGCUGCGACAUUUGCAACAUAGACUUUGCCCAAAAGUCAAAGCUAAGGAAUCACUUCAAUUCGCAAGCUCACCAGAAAAAGGCUACCGCAAUCCUGGAUUCCAAACAGUGCUUAUCCGGAGAUGAAUUAGAGAUCGCUCUUAAUUCUGUUUUAGAGGAUGCCCAAUAGUUAUGUCCAUUUAAA